CCAGGAUUUAAUUACUCUGUCGCUGCCAGUUUUAAGAUAUAAUACAAUUAUAUGUAAAUAGAAGAUAAAUUACAAUAAUGCUUGCUUUCUGUGUCAGUGAUUAUUUAUGACAAGUAGUGUAGAAUAGGUUGAUAACAGAAUAGGGCUAUUUUGUGAAUUCUGUUUUUACAAUUAAUAUUUCAACAUUAUAUUUUUCCUAAGCGUAGUAAUAACUUAUAAAAUGCUAAAACAAAUCAAACUGAUUUUAAUCGCAAAACUAUGUGACGCUUCUGCUCCAGCAGACGGCAGCAACGCGCCAAACGAGAGUUAAUGCGCCUGCUGAAGUCCGUGAAGAAGAGCGAGCGCAGUACAUACAGUACAUGCGCCUCUCGGAUUGAUAUUUACGAGUUUUGGCUACUUAUCUUUAAACUUUACUGCUGAAUUAAAAUAUUAGCGUGAAACAAUGAACACUUUACUGAACAAGGUUUUAUUAUUGCAGAACACACGGGCGCUGGUGUGUACAGCAUCAUUGGUUCAACGUCAGGUGUUAACUACACAGAUGCCUUUGAGUGUAUUACUGACUAACAGACAGUAUAGAUCAAUGCCCACACAUGGUAUUGGAAAAUACAGACAUCUUCUUCCAAAAGUAUUGCCAAAGAAGAAGAAAGAAAGAGUUCAGGCGAAGCAGAUCAAGGUGGCGACGGCAACAGAGUUUGGUUUGUUUAAUGUUUGUGUUUCCGGCUAUGACAUGACUGUAGUGGAACAUUACUCCCAGUACAUCCACAAUCUCUGCAAUCAUUUGGACAUCACAGUCGAUGAAAGCUAUGCCCUGCCUACGAAAAGCACAGAGGUCAUGGUGAUGCAGGAGCAAGGCACUAAGAUGCAUGUAGAUGCAGUCCUGAAAACCCAUGAGCGUGUUGUUCAGGUCAGUGAAAUGAAGGCAACACUUUUUCCCAUAUUUAUGGACGCUGUUCUGAAGAAUCAGCCUGAGGGUGUGCAACUCUGUGUAAAGCAGCACACGGAAACAGAUUUUGAAGCCCGGUUCAAGACACGACCUGAGCUUGAGGGGCUUCUUGCAAAAAUUAAUAAUUAAUAAAUUAUUGUAAAAUGUUUUUCAUGUGAAAUGACAAGUGUCAGACAGUUUUCUACCCUAUGUGUGCUGUAAUGAAUCUGUGAAGCAAUAAACUACCCCCUGAAUGUUUUCCAUA
Onychostoma macrolepis is the source of this 1187-nucleotide messenger RNA. It is a transcript of the gene mrpl48, whose product is annotated as mitochondrial ribosomal protein L48. Gene Ontology annotation, cellular component: mitochondrial ribosome. Bases 443 to 1072 code for a protein of 209 amino acids. The record is from RefSeq and is a predicted model, not a curated record. NCBI's taxonomy places the organism in Eukaryota, Metazoa, Chordata, Actinopteri, Cypriniformes, Cyprinidae. The transcript is spliced from 8 exons.